AUGCCUAAUACGAUUUUGAGAGAAAUAGCAUCUUCGGUUGCUGAAGUUAGUCCGAAUUUCAGCUUAGUGGUGGUGCGUAAUAAUGUGACACAAAACUCAGAGUUAAGUACAGAAUGUUCAGAUAGACUGACUCUUCCUGUCAAAGGAACUUAUGAAGAGGUCAACCACAGUCUAAAAAUAUUACUGAUGCUAUUUGUUAUUGAAACCUACAUCCUAUUAAGGAGCAAAUUUCACUAUUUGCCAGAGAGUUUCAUUAUUAUUUUUACAGGUUAGUAUUUCUUAUAAUUAUUUAAUAUUUCUAAUUAUAAUUAUUAUUUUUACAAGAGAAAAGAAGCAUUCGAUCCAACGACAUUUUUUCUCUUCAUGCUUCCACCUAUUAUGUAUGAAUCAGCAUAUAAUUUGCACAAGGGUAAUUUCUUCAGGAAUAUUGGCUCCAUCCUAGUAUUUGCAAUAGUAGGAACAGCUGUUUCAGCGUUUACCAUCGGCGGAUGCCUUUUUCUACUCGGAAAAAAAAAAUGGGUGUACGAAUUGAACUUCACGGAGAGUUUUGCUUUUGGGUCCUUCCUCUCUGCUGUGGAUCCUGUGGCCACUCUAGCUGUGUUUCAUGCCUUGGAUGUUGACCCUGUUCUCAACAUGCUGGUGAUCGGAGAGAGUAUUCUCAAUGACGCUGUGGCAAUCGUGCUUUCAGGAACAGUCUGGGAAGCAACUAAAAACCCAAAUAUCUUCGAUCAUCCUAUUUCACGCACCAUCCUCCAGUGCAUAGUGAGAUUCACGACAACGUUUUGCGCCUCAGCUGUUAUCGGUGUUGUAUUCGGUCUCAUUGCAGCUUUAAUAUCCUUUUCACAUCUCUUUAAAUAUAUAGCAUUAAGAAGGUACCCAUCUUUGGAAUUUGGAAUGAUAUUAAUUUUUAUAUAUUUUCCCUACUGCGUUGCCGAAGUUUUGCAAUUAUCAGGAAUCCUGGCAAUACUAUUCAAUGGAAUUGUGAUGUCCCACUACACGCAUCUCAAUCUGUCUCCUUUUGUUCAGAGAACAAUGCAAGUCACACUGAGGAGCAUUGCUUUCAUAUCGGAAACAUGUGUUUUCGCCUACUUGGGACUAUCGAUCUUCAGCUUUCGAAUCAUUUUGGAUUUUUCAUUUAUUUUUGUGACGUUGAUGCUUUGUCUCAUCGCUCGAGCGAUAAACGUUUUCCCUUUGAGUAUUACCGUGAAUUUUUUCCGGGUGCACGAAAUAACACCUAAGAUGAUGUUCAUCAUGUGGUACAGUGCCAUUCGCGGAGCAGUAGCUUUCGCCCUUGCCCUACGUUUCGACUUCGAAGAAGAAAAGCGAAAUGUCAUCAUAACAACGACUUUAGUAAUUGUGCUGAUAACCACUAUUGUAUUUGGAGGAAGCACUAUGCCUCUAUUAAAGGUAAUGAGUUCCUCCAGAGGAGGGAGAGCAGGGCAGAGAAGAAAAAGAGAGAGGACUGCCAAAGCGAGA
Messenger RNA from Argiope bruennichi, 1476 nucleotides. Its product is annotated as sodium/hydrogen exchanger 8-like. Gene Ontology annotation, biological process: sodium ion transport; regulation of pH; proton transmembrane transport. The transcript is spliced from 13 exons. Gene Ontology annotation, cellular component: Golgi apparatus; membrane. The record is from RefSeq and is a predicted model, not a curated record. The annotation marks the transcript as partial. Gene Ontology annotation, molecular function: sodium:proton antiporter activity. NCBI's taxonomy places the organism in Eukaryota, Metazoa, Arthropoda, Arachnida, Araneae, Araneidae.